GGCGCGCCGGGAGCUGUAGUUGCGGCGCGGGCAGCAGGCGGGCCCAGGGAGCAUGGCCGCCCGCUCGCUGCGGGCCGGGGCUCGGCUGUCCGUCGGCGCGGCGCGGCGGGGCAGUUUGUAUUUCAGGGAGUCCCUGUGUGUCUUCAGCACUGCAGCUCAGCAGAGAAGUACAGGAGACGAGUGUGGGCCAGAAGAUCCCCAUGAUGAGCCGAAGCAUCCCCUUUCUGACUGUGCCUUAGAGCACAAAGCCAUCAAAUUGGAAGAGCAAGUUCGGGAUUUAACUGAGCGAUACCGGAGAGCUUUGGCAGAUUCUGAGAACGUCCGGAGGAGAACGCAGAAGUUUGUGGAAGACGCCAAGCUCUUUGGGAUCCAGAGUUUCUGCAGGGACCUUGUGGAGGUAGCAGACAUCUUGGAGAAGACUGCCGAGAGUGCCGCAGAAGAAGCGGAGCCUAGUAAUCCAAACCCAACCCUACAGAAAAUCUACGAAGGCCUCUCUCUAAUAGAGGCCAAAUUGCAAAGUGUAUUCGCCAAACACGGCCUUCAGAAGAUGAGCCCUGUUGGUGACAAAUACGAUCCGUAUGACCAUGAAAUAGUUUGCCAUGUACCAGCCGAGGGAAUGCAGCCGGGCACGAUAGCACUGGUGACUCAGGAUGGCUACAAACUCCAUGGUCGCACUAUCAGACAUGCACUUGUUGGCGUGGCCGUGGAGUCACAGGAGUGAUGUGGGCUUGCCCCUUGGCACCUGGGACCUGACUGGGCUGGGGACCUCUCAGCACUCAUGGCAGCUGCAGCUGCAUGUCUGUACUUAUUUAUUAAGCUAGGUUUGUAUUGUGCGUUGGCUUCUUUAUAAUGCGUGCAGUCAUUUUGCCAUUAAUUAUAAGGUACUUGUAUAUUUAAUGAUCCUUUUUGGAGUAUGUGGAGUAGUACUAGGAGUUCUGCUAUUUGUCGGAUACGCGGCAUCAUAGCCCCGUUCCCUGAUGCUCAUUUCUCCAUUAGAACUUGGAUAGGGAAGGGGAUGCGAGAAAGAAAUCUUGGCUCUCGACUGCAACUCUGAGACAGAUUCCAGCAGAGGCCUUUAGGCAAGUCAGUCCUCUGCCUCAGUUUCUGUAAUUGUAUCGAGGGAAUAUGAUAAUACUUAUUGACCUACCUCACAGGGAUGUGGUGAGGCUUUCUCCUUGCAGAGCACUCAGAAGGGGAAAAGCUCAAAGGACUGAGUAUUAUUAUCAGGCUGAUCUUGGUAUCUUCCCUUGUCCCCAGGCCCCUUAGGUGGGGGUCAAAAUGAUCGGUGGCUUGGAGUGACAUUUAGGGCCAUUUUUUUCUUAUGUCAUUUCAGGAGAAUAAUCCUGAAUUAAUGAAAUCUCUGUCAUGCUAUAGAUGAAUAGGUUGAGGUUUUAAAGAGAAUUCAGUUGUUAUGUCAGUGUGUUAAUAUUUGUUCUCUAGGUAAAAUUUCAACUUGCCUCCUUGUUCCUAAAUGUAAAACAGGGAGUGAUGGUUCUCGAUAGAGCCAGAAAGCUCCUCUCAGAUCUCUCUUUCUCCAACCAGUGUAUUUUAGAGGAGAGUAAUCUCUCUUCCCUGAUGGGUAUUUGUGCAUCUUUCAAGCAUGAUAAAUGAUAUGCUUUUUGUUGCAGCUGCUGGCGAAAUGGAGAUGCGCCCUUAAGUAGGAAAUCUGGACCGCUUUAUUUUCUCAAGCUCUCCAAUGAUAGCACUCAGAUAACACUAACUUGCAGUUGACAUUCAGAUUCUACCGUUGUGUAGUCAUAGUAGAUGUGAAACCGUUUGGUUUUUUUUUUUUUUGACACAAGGAGAAAAAGUCUUCUCUACAAAAGUCUCAAGUGUCCUUGAAACAAUUUUAGCGGCGGUGACAAGAAAGGAAGAUCAGCAGAAGGCAGGGGAACUGAAAGCUGACCUCAAGCCAUCCUCCUGGUUGGAGGCAUGUUGUUGUCCCAGUAUGGCAUAUGUGUUUCCCAGAGGUCCUUUUGCCAGGGAGUCCAUUUAUCUCAGCUGAAAGGAUGCAGUCACCCAUUAAGAUCAGAAUUUAACCCUUGAGAGAGCAGUAAGCAGUGUAGUGACAAAAGAGUUGUAUAAGCCCGACUGUGGUUUGCACUACAUAAAACCCCCAGGCAUGGUGGUUUUCAGGUUGUUUCUUACGAAUUCCUUAAUUACUGCCUUUUUACUUUCUGGUAUCGGAUCUACGGCCUGGCAGUUAUUUGAGAUCCACUUGCAAAAGCUCUUUAUUGUGGUGAGUGCCAUCACUGGUUUGGAAGAAAGCUUAUUCUUCUCCCAUUCCUUUGCAGGCUUCGGUCGCAUAAUCCUUUGUGAUGGACUUCAAAGUAACAGCAGCCUUCAGUUACCAUCUAUCAGCAGUCUUUCAUGUGGGGAGACUGUAUGCAGAGCACACGCAGUUAAUGGGUUGUCAUUAUAGAAUUUGUAGGAAGGUGCCUGUUUUGAUGUGCUUCACACAAGCUGCUUGGGUGACAUCUACAUGUGGGUGACCCGGUGUGGCUUUGUGCCUCUGAGUAGUUAGGUUCUCAGAGAGGUACUUGAGAUUUCAGCCCUGAGCCAGUGCUUCGUGGCAGCCUCAGAUCACUUCAGAAAACUUCUAGUUCAGUGCUCUUGUUGUAUUGUGUUCUUGCAAAUGUCAGAGUUACAAAAGAACUUGCUGGUGGUUGUGUUGGCAUUGGACAUGCCAACUGGGUGACUGGAUGAUGCUGUUAACCAGGACACAAACCAGGUGAAAUGUGCGGGGUGGCAGUGCAGGUCUUGUUCUCAUGACUGCCUGCAGCCUCUCCUGCAGAAGCUGUAUGUUCAGCAGGAGCAGCUAGGUUCUCCUCUGCCUCUUUGGUCCCUGGUAGAUCAGCUGAGCCAUUUGCAAAUAGGAGGAGAGAGCCAGUUGUGGAAAAGAAUGUGUAAUGUGAAAGAUAAUUUAUAAGGAACUGAACAGAAAUGCAGGUAUUUUUUGUAAGAGGUCGUUUUCACUCAUAGAAAGGCUGCAGCUUACCUGAGCCAUACUUGAAGUAGCAGGUGGCCAGAAGUGAUGGGAUCCAAAGCACCUUUAAACUGACCCACUGUGCAGCCUGACUGUCAAAGUAUGCUACAUCUGCUUGGUCCUCCCUUGGACUGUUUGCUAGGCCUGCCUGUCAGCUAGUAUUCACCCUUUUUUGCCUUAAAGAAGUACCCUAAAAUGCACUCCAGACACUGCCUGCCUGCAGUAAGAGGUUAUUGAUUCAGCUGGUGCAUCUGGGGUCUGCUUUCACUGAGGCACUGCUGUGUGGCUGGAGCAGGAAUCUCGGGGGUCAGGUUCCUGUGCAGUGUUUCUGAGCCCCCCCCUUGCCCCCGUCCAGGCCCAGUUUAAUUCUGGGCAAGCUGUUUUCCCGGUUCCUGCCCCAGUGUUUUAAAUCUGGGAAACUUCUGUAGAUCUCAUUAGGCUUUAUGAUGGUUAUUGCAAGAUGUAAGUAGUGCUUAGAGGCUCUUGCAGAAGUUACCAAAGACUGUUGUUGUUUGUCCUUAGUUUCCUGCUCGCUCUGAAUUGUGAAAGGGGAAUGAAAUAACCAAACCUGGAUUCCAUCGCAGAAUUUACAUUUCCUAGGCAAAAUUGGAUUCUCUUGCCUUUCAAGCACACUUAAUGAUCUCUUAUUGUGGAUGAGAUUGCCUAAGGGUGGAGUGGGUUUCUCCUUUGUCUAGCUUCCCUGUUUGUGCAGAGCUCACACGCGGAGCAGGGUGGGACGAGUCCCUCCCGGUGCUCUGCAGAGUGACACCAAAGAGUCUGACCCGUGAGCUUCUCCCCUCCUGUCACUUUAUCCAAUCGACUUUGGAGUUUGUUAGAAGGGAUGGAAUAGCAGAGGAGAGCAAGUGCUGUGUACCUCUUGCUCGUUUCCGCUUGCUCACCCAGCCAUGAACUGACCUGGGAUUGCAGAGCAGACGUCCCACGUGUGGAUCUGCAGAUCUGCCCCAGGAGGCCGGGCAGGCCUGCACUGGGCAUUGCAGCGCUGUCCCACCAGCAUCUGGGCUGGGAGCAGGAGCAGUGCAGAACACGAAUGUCGCUUUGGGGACCUUCAAUUCUCAGCGCUUCCUCAGCAGAGCUGCUGCUGGAAGAGAGCAGCUGUGAUAAAUCAGUGGCUGCGAGAAUUCCUCUCGUUUUUGAAAACUGUAUUUAAGUUUUAUAUUGUGAAUGUUGUGGGGUUUUGGUUUUUUAAUUUUAAAACGUGAGAUGUUCUGAUAUUACUUGCAAAGUGUGAUGAACAAAGCGUUGCUGAUCUCCAAAAAUCUGAAGUCCAUUUUAGCUGGUGAGGAACCUUUACGUACUGUACGUCAUCACUUGUCUGUGCUGCGCUUACCCAACGGUUCUGGCUGUACAAGAGAGGAAAACUCGAGUGUGGGACCGGUGCAAGUCACUGACAACAACAUUUGAGUUAAUGUUGGAAAGGGCUGAUGUUCUUUACAUGUCCAGAUACUGUCUGUUUGCUAA
This is a messenger RNA of Numida meleagris (helmeted guineafowl), 4465 nucleotides long. RefSeq names its product GrpE like 2, mitochondrial (gene GRPEL2). The coding region runs from base 53 to 721 and encodes 222 amino acids. The transcript is spliced from 4 exons. The record is from RefSeq and is a predicted model, not a curated record. Lineage: Eukaryota; Metazoa; Chordata; Aves; Galliformes; Numididae. Gene Ontology annotation, molecular function: protein-folding chaperone binding; protein homodimerization activity; adenyl-nucleotide exchange factor activity. Gene Ontology annotation, biological process: protein folding; protein import into mitochondrial matrix. Gene Ontology annotation, cellular component: PAM complex, Tim23 associated import motor.